Messenger RNA from Verticillium dahliae VdLs.17, 618 nucleotides. RefSeq lists its product as uncharacterized. The transcript has a single exon. The record is from RefSeq and is a predicted model, not a curated record. Lineage: Eukaryota; Fungi; Ascomycota; Sordariomycetes; Glomerellales; Plectosphaerellaceae. The coding region runs from base 1 to 618 and encodes 205 amino acids.
AUGUUCCAACCUUUCCGCUCAAUCUGCGACUCAAUGAGCGAGUUGAGCGUUGACGGCGACGUCCCGAUCCGUGGCCUUCCUCCGUCCAAGCUUGUCUCAUUGGAAGGCUGCAUCAGACGCAGCAAGCCCGAACCAGAAGCGAAGCGAAAAAGGCAAGACGAGGCAAGAGACGAAGACUCUACCCGGAAGCACGUCCGCUUUGACCUUGCGCAAAUCCAUCUCGUCGAAUCUCAUGAGGAUCUGUGUCCAGUCCAGGAAUCCCCGCCGCUCGACUCUUCGGACCCCGUCACGGACCUCAACCGCAAGUCGGGUCGAUCCAGCUCGCCUCAGGAUGGUAUCAUCAGCAUUGACUACAUGGGAAUAGUUCAGCAGGCUCUCUUGGAUGUGGACCGGCCGCUGCUUGAGCUGCCCUCUGGUCUUGGAAAUAGGGCUGAAGUCCUGCGGAAUGUCCGGCGUGAGAGGAGCGUGGACGACACUGUGAGGAUCGUCAACCAUUAUCUCUACUGGUAUGCCCAGGCGCGCGCUGAUCUUGGGCGGGAGGAUACGGCGUACGGUCGAUUUUGUCGUGAAAAGGUGCUUGCCGAUGGUCUGAACAAGGGCGAGGGGUCCAGCGAAUGA